AUGGAUUUAAGAAAUAUUCCUACUCAGUCCUCUAGUUAUGUUGGACUGUUUAACAGUCAACAAGGAAGUGUUCCGAAUGAAAACUUUCCUUAUGAAAGUUUUCAUUCCAAUAUUAACUUUGGAGAGUCCGAGUUCCCUCCUUUCAGUCCGCAACAGAGUGACGCUCCACCUCCACCUCCACCUCCACCUCCACCUUCAUCUCGAUCAGUGUCUGCAAAGGAGAGAAAGAAGUGGCACCCAGCUGAUGAUGAAGUUCUUAUCAGUGCGUGGCUUAACACUUCCAAGGACGCAGUUGUUGGUAAUGAACAGAAAUGGACGACCUUCUGGAAACGAGUAGGAGUUUAUUAUGCGGACAAUCCGCAUGGUAGACAGGAUGUUGAAAAGAGAGGACAUCUCCACUGUAAGCAGAGGUGGCACAGAAUCAAUGACUUCACUAACAAGUUUUGUGCCGCAUUUUCGGCAGCAGAGCGACAUAAUAGUAGUGGUCAGAGUGACACUGAUGUUCUCAAGAAGGCCCAUGAAAUAUUCUACCCUGAUCAUGGUGUCAAGUUCAAUCUUGAGUAUGCGUGGUGUGUCCUCAAGUAUGAACAGAAAUGGCUCAGCCUUAACCCUAUUAAUGGUAGUGGCAGUGGUAAUUCAAAGAGGAAAAAUGGUGAGUCAGUUUCCCAAACUUCAAGCCCAACUGUUGAGGAUCAUGAGAUUAGGCCAGAAGGUGUGAAGGUUGCUAAAUCUAAAAGGAACACUGCUCAAGGGAAGUCAGUUGAAGAGUAUGCCACCAUUUGGGAAAUGAAGAAGGAGGUCUUGGCGAUGAAGGAGAAACUGUCGAAGCUCGCCAUCCUAGACACUCUCCUUGCCUAG
This is a messenger RNA of Brassica oleracea var. oleracea, 858 nucleotides long. Its product is annotated as glutathione S-transferase T3-like. NCBI's taxonomy places the organism in Eukaryota, Viridiplantae, Streptophyta, Magnoliopsida, Brassicales, Brassicaceae. The transcript has a single exon. The coding region runs from base 1 to 858 and encodes 285 amino acids. The record is from RefSeq and is a predicted model, not a curated record.